This is a messenger RNA of Myotis myotis, 1128 nucleotides long. It is a transcript of the gene FBXL15, whose product is annotated as F-box and leucine rich repeat protein 15. The coding region runs from base 105 to 995 and encodes 296 amino acids. Lineage: Eukaryota; Metazoa; Chordata; Mammalia; Chiroptera; Vespertilionidae. The record is from RefSeq and is a predicted model, not a curated record. Gene Ontology annotation, molecular function: protein binding. The transcript is spliced from 4 exons.
GUCUGUCACUACUGCCCAAGGAGGCGGGUUCGCGGCAGCUGUUCCUAAGCCAAAGCGAAAAGACCUUACUGCGCACGCGCAGUAGACAGCCGAAGGAGCCACCGAUGGAGCCGUCCGGAGGGGAGCAAGAGCUGGGAGCCGUCAGGCUCCUGGACCUGCCUUGGGAAGACGUGCUGCUCCCACACGUCCUGAGCCGGGUUCCGCUGUGCCAGCUGCUCCGGCUGCAGCGCGUCAGCCGCGCCUUUCGGGCCCUAGUGCAGCUGCACCUGGCGGGGCUGCGCCGCUUCGACGCCGCUCAGGUGGGUCCGCAGAUCCCGCGGGCCGCACUGGCCUGGCUGCUGCGGGACGCCGAGAGGCUGCAGGAGCUGGCGCUGGCGCCGUGUCACGAAUGGUUGUCGGACGAGGAUCUGGUGCCGGUGCUGGCGCGGAAUCCGCAGCUGCGGAGUGUGGCGCUGGCCGGCUGCGGGCAAUUGAGCCGCCGCACGCUGGGGGCGCUGGCCGAGGGCUGCCCCCGGCUGCAGCGCCUGUCGCUGGCGCAUUGUGACUGGGUAGACGGGCUGGCGCUGCGCGGUCUCGCCGACCGCUGUCCGGCCCUUGAGGAGCUGGACCUCACCGCCUGCCGUCAGCUCAAGGAUGAGGCCAUCGUGUACCUGGCGCAGAGGCGCGGCGCAGGGCUCCGAAGCCUCUCUCUGGCGGUCAACGCCAAUGUGGGGGACGCUGCCGUCCAGGAGUUGGCUCGAAACUGCCCAGAACUCGAGCACCUCGACCUGACCGGCUGCCUCCGCGUUGGAAGCGACGGUGUCAGGACUUUGGCGGAAUACUGCCCUGCGCUGCGCUCGCUCCGAGUGCGGCACUGCCACCAUGUGGCCGAGCCCAGCCUGAGCCGCCUGCGGAAGCGCGGCGUGGACAUCGACGUGGAACCGCCGCUGCAUCAGGCCCUGGUGCUGCUGCAGGACAUGGCAGGCUUUGCGCCCUUUGUCAACCUGCAGGUCUGACCCACCCACUGAUGAGGCACAGCUGGACUGUGUGUCCGGGCCUGACUAUGAACUGUAGGAAACUGGACUGUGUGGGCCUCUGGUGAGAGGCCAAUGCCCUACCCCCCCCCCCCCCCCGCCCCGCCCCCCGGAG